CCGGGGAUGGCGGCGGCCGCGGUUGCGGCGGCUCCGGGACGAGCGGGUGGAUCCCGGGAACCGCUGUGAAAUGGGCCGGCUCCCGAGCCAGCCGGGAGGACACUUAAUACAGCUGCUCAGAAGCACCACUGGAAGCUCAGCAGAUGUGGGCGCCCCAGCCAGAAGCAGAGAGGGGUACAGGGAAGCCACAGCGAAGCCCCUUCUGAUGCCCCAGGGAGCAAGUCGACUCCUUCCAGGCUCCAGGAACACCACAAAGCAAUAUGAAACCUGUUCAUGAGAGGAGUCAGGAAUGCCUUCCACCAAAGAAACGAGACCUCCCCGUGACCAGCGAGAAUAUGGGGAGAACUACCAGCUGCUCCACUAACCACACACCCUCCAGUGAUGCCUCUGAAUGGUCCCGAGGGGUUGUGGUUGCCGGGCAGAGCCAGGCAGGAGCUAGAGUCAGCCUGGGGGGUGAUGGAGCUGAGGCUAUCACCGGUCUGACAGUGGACCAGUAUGGCAUGCUGUAUAAGGUGGCUGUGCCGCCUGCCACCUUCUCACCAACUGGCCUCCCAUCUGUGGUGAAUAUGAGCCCCUUGCCCCCCACAUUUAAUGUAGCGUCUUCACUGAUUCAGCAUCCAGGCAUCCACUAUCCCCCAAUCCACUAUGCUCAGCUCCCAUCCACCUCGCUGCAGUUCAUUGGGUCUCCUUACAGCCUUCCCUAUGCUGUGCCACCUAAUUUCCUACCAAGUCCCCUCCUAUCUCCUUCUGCCAACCUUGCCACCUCUCACCUUCCACACUUUGUGCCAUAUGCCUCACUUCUGGCAGAAGGAGCCACUCCUCCCCCGCAGGCUCCCUCCCCGGCCCACUCAUUUAACAAAGCCCCGCCUGCCACCUCCCCACCUGGGCAGUUGCCGCAUCAUUCAAGUACUCAGCCGCUGGACCUUGCUCCAGGCCGGAUGCCCAUUUAUUAUCAGAUGUCCAGGCUACCUGCUGGGUAUACUUUGCAUGAAACCCCUCCAGCAGGUGCCAGCCCAGUUCUUACCCCUCAGGAGAGCCAGUCUGCUCUGGAAGCAGCUGCUACAAAUGGAGGACAGAGACAGCGAGAGCGAAAUAUCCUAAGACGGGAAAGCGAAGCCCUUGACUCCCCCAAUAGCAAGGGUGAAGGCCAGGGACUGGUGCCCGUGGUAGAAUGUGUGGUGGAUGGACAGUUGUUUUCAGGUUCUCAGACUCCACGGGUGGAGGUAGCAGCCCUGGCACACCGAGGGACCCCGGACACUGACCUCGAGGUCCAGCGGGUGGUUGGCGCUUUAGCUUCUCAGGACUAUCGUGUGGUGGCAGCUCAGAGGAAGGAGGAACAUAGCCCCCUCAACCUAUCCCAUCAUACCCCCGACCAUCAGGGUGAGGGACAGGGGUCAGCCAGGAACCCUGCAGAGCUGGCAGAGAAAAAUCAGGUCCAUGGGUUCUACCCUCAGUCCCAUCAGGAACCAGUAAAACAUAGACCUUUACCCAAAGCAAUGGUUGUAGCCAAUGGCAACCUGGUGCCCACUGGAACUGACUCAGGCCUGCUGCCUGUGGGCUCGGAGAUCCUGGUAGCAUCAAGUCUGGACGUGCAGGCCAGAGCCACCUUUCCAGACAAGGAGCCAACACCGUCCCCCAUUACCUCCUCCCACUUGCCUUCCCAUUUCAUGAAAGGCGCCAUCAUCCAGCUGGCUACGGGAGAGCUGAAGCGGGUGGAGGACCUCCAGACGCAGGAUUUUGUGCGCAGUGCCGAAGUGAGCGGGGGGCUGAAGAUUGACUCUAGCACGGUCGUGGACAUUCAGGAGAGCCAAUGGCCUGGAUUUGUCAUGCUGCAUUUUGUGGUUGGUGAGCAGCAGAGCAAAGUGAGCAUCGAGGUGCCCCCUGAGCACCCCUUCUUUGUAUAUGGCCAGGGUUGGUCCUCCUGCAACCCUGGGCGGACGACACAACUCUUCUCUCUGCCCUGCCAUCGGCUACAGGUGGGAGAUGUCUGCAUCUCUAUCAGUUUACAGAGCUUGAACAGUAACUCAGUUUCUCAGGCCAGCUGUGCUCCCCCAGGCCAGCUGGGUCCCCCCCGAGAAAGGCCUGAGAGGACCGUCUUGGGACCCAGAGAGCUAUGUGACAGUGAGGGGAAGAGCCAGCUGGCAGGAGAGGGCUCCCAUGUGGUAGAGCCUUCCCAGCCUGAGCCUGGUGCUCAGGCCUGCUGGCCAGCCCCAAGCUUCCAAAGAUACAGCAUGCAAGGGGAGGAGGCACGGGCCGCACUGCUCCGUCCCUCUUUCAUUCCACAGGAGGUAAAGCUGUCCAUUGAAGGGCGUUCCAAUGCAGGAAAAUGAAACUCUUUCCCAGACCAGGACUGGGCUUUACCCCAGAGCUGAGCCUCGCCGCCAUGAGCAGGCAGAGGAUUUGCACACGCCGAGCAGGGAAUGGCUUUCUUGGCAGUGAGAUUUGGGGGAAACGGGAGGCAUGAAGUCAGCCUCCCAAGGCAGGAUCUGUUGCUUAUUACCCCGUGGCGUCCUUUCAGGACAACCCCAGAGGGUGUUGUAAUGGGGAGCAGCAGGCCUGGGGCAAGGAAGGAAGGGGGUGCACACAGGAGAAAAAACAUUCCAAAAUCAGGGCCUCCCUGUUCUUUCCUCCCCAUCCCUAGCUCCUGCAAAGGAAAGUCAAGGCUUUGGGAGCAGAUGGCAGAGGGAGGGAGUAAAGAAAGAGCCAAAAAUGAUGAUCCACAGCUUAUAGUAGCAGUUAAACUGUCAGAAGUUUUUUUCCUUUUUUGUGGUGGAAGGGCAGGAGGCCCCAAGGUUGGAAAUAAGAGGGUUCCCACCCAGAACCCUUCUUGUGAGAGAUGUGCACUUUAAAGGGUGAUUUUGUUCCAGAUGUCUGUGGCUGGGUGUGUGGGGGAGGAGCACUCUCAUCAACAGGACUCUGCUUGAUCCUCUGCUUCAUAGCCCUUCCCCAUCUCUCCUCACCAUUCCGCCUACAAGGCUUCUAGCAGCACGGGGGCCAGAGAAAGAGCCCCUGCAGGGUGCAGAGUGAAGUACUACCUUGCCAGGGACUCAGUCAGGGGACUUUGGGAGAAAGACUUGAUAGCCAGGCUGACUGGGUUCUAGGCAGGGCUUCUGGAAAGGUAGCUCACCUAAGAAAGCUCCUCCAACUCAGCAUGCCAGACCCACUUUGAAAUCUCACAGAAUCUCGUUGGUAAUGGUGACUUUAGAAAGAGCUAGUAGACUCUUCCCUAGGCACCAAUCCCCCACCUUUGUCUGUGUUGUGCCUAAGUGCCUGCGCCGCCCCCACCCUCCUGCUGCCCUGACCUCUGCAUGGUGUUGUGACCUGGGCCUCGUUUGUAGCUGCACUGCCUUUUCUUGUCUGCAAAGUUGGUUUUGUCCACUCUGACCAAGACCUCUAGUUUUUGGUGGGUAAGGGGACUCGGAUUUCCCCGUCAGCUAUAAUCUUUACUUUUAAAAUCUCAAAAUCACGUCCCCUCCACUUCCACUGCCAAACAGCUAGGUGGAAAAACAAGAAGGGAACUGUGCCCUGAGCCACGGCGAAUUCGUGGCUGGGCAGUGCCCAUCAUGGCAUUUUCAGAUGUCCCAUAUGUCCCCUCCUGUCUUAUUCCACUGCUUCUCCCAGCAUUCUGGCAUCUCCAGGCUAUCCCCUCCCACCACUAGCUCUAAGAUUCUAGGAUAGUCUUGAUAACAUUUCAAUACCUGAGGUAGAUGUCAUUUUGUGGUGGUAUAUUCCUCUGCAAAACGUAUUUUCAAUCUUAAUUACAUUUGCACCCCCCUCUUGCUCCCCCCCAAUGUCUUAAUCCCACAUUUUCUUCACAACUUUUAGCAUCAGCUCAGACCGUGGAGUUCCAUUGGGUAUGGGGAAUUAGGCUCCCCCACUAGCUUUCAGGUGGGUGAGUUUUUUGUUUGUUUUUUGGGGGUCUUUAGACUCUUGAAGGCAACUCAGGGUAUUGUCCACCCAGCUCUCUGGUUAGACUUCUCCCAGGCUAUGAUCCUGGCAUUUCCUUUAUAAGGUAUAGUUGGAUUGGCUGAGACCUGGCCUGGCAUCAGGAGUCCAAACCUCUGAGGUCUGAUCUCUGCUCUGUCAAGGACUUUCUGCAAGUCUCGUGACCUCUGGCUCUUUCACUUCCUCCCCACCUGCCAAAUGGGGAUAAAUAAUCUUACCUACCUCCUGGGGGGAGGGGAAGUUCUGAGAAUGGAGUCAUUCUUAGUGUUCAGGUGCUAAAGGUUGUUCUCCUGGGGGAACAGAGUGACUGAAACUGGCUUGUUUGCUCCAAGCCCUACACUCCACUGUUUGAUUCCUUGAAAGCAGUUGCCUGGUCAGUCAACUUUUAGGGGUCCAUCAAAGGAAGUUGCUGACCUGACUGCGAGUGCUUGAGUAUCUGGUUUGUGUCAGAACCAGACACCAACUUUGUAUUGCAUUUGGGAUCAUAUCUUUCCUCUUCUCUGUCCCCCAUUCUCUGAAUGCUGCUUUCUCUGGCUUGUCUCCUACAGUGGGGGGCCUGUGGGGUUGAGUCUUGUGGAAUCCCUUCAAAUGAGAGCCUUGGGAGAAGGCCUCAUCUCUGGCGGUUUCAUGAGCAACUUUAUUCCUAGAGUUCAUUGUUUGCACAGGUUUCUCACAAACAUCCUUCUUCAUAGGAAGGCUCAUCAACUGAAUUUAGUAAUGUGUACACAGUAGAUGCUCAAGAAAUGACCGCAAGGAUACAAGCUGAGCUUUCUCUUUAUGGGGCAAACCUAUGUCUAACUAGAUAUAAACUAGUUAGUUUAAAUCAAAUCACCCUCCACUUGGGCUAGUUGUGACUUUACAAACUGGUAACUUCCAUUGAAUUCUGGAAAGAGAAAUUCUUGAGGACCCUGGCAAGUUGGGCCCUGACCUUUCUGUUGUUGCUCCUCUUGUGUCUGUUGCUGGUGAAGCAAUACCAGCAGCUCCUGUAAUACCACAAUAUCGUGCCAUGCAUAUGUAACAUAUUAAUACUUGAUCUUGCUGAGCUGCAAAGGUAUCUUUCAUAAAAUAUGGUCCCCAGAAAAAGAAGGUUUGUGCUCUAAACCUUAGUCAGAGCUAUGGCCUUCCCCUUGCCUUUAACCUCUAGUCUUUUCCUCCAGGCAUGAAAAGUAAGACUAACCUGUGGUGUGUCCAUUCUUCUUUAUAGGAAUUUCCUGAGUUUGCAGGAGACACGAGAGCGGUUUUUAGAGAGUGAGCAUUUGAGUGGGAAGUUGUCAACUUUUUAGGAAUGAGCAGUUGACAAGGGCCAGAGCCUUUUUUUUUAAUAUGAAAUAUUUCCCUUUAAUAAAAAUGUUCACAUUGUAUAUUUAAUGGGAAACAAAGUACCAUCUGAACAGCCCAGAAAUAAGAUUUCCUUAUCUUUCAGAUAAUGUAUUUUCUGUACGAAAUCUGUGCAUAUUCUUUUGCUGCGUCCCAAACUGAUUCUUUUUUUUUGAGACGGAGUCUCUCUCUUGUUACCCAGGCUGGAGUGCAAUGGCACGAUCUUGGCUUACCGCAACCUCCGCCUUCUGGGUUCAAGCAAUUCUGCCUCAGCCUCCCAAGUAGCUGGGACUACAGGCGCGCACCACCGUGCCCAGCUAAUUUUUGUAUUUUUAGUAGAGACGGGGUUUCACUUUGUUGACCAGGAUGGUCUCAAUCUCUUGACCUCGUGAUCCACCUGCCUCAGCCUCCCAAAGUGCUGGGAUUAUAGGCGUGAGCCACCGCGCCCGGCCCCCAAACUGAUUCUCGAUUUGCAUUUGCCUCGUGUGUAAAUCCUAUACAGGAUCCAAGUUCACAUUUAGUAGCAGCUGCUGCUCCUAUAGGCAUAUCAUUUUCCAACUUCUGCAUCUUCAACAAGAAGCUCUCUAUGUUCUCAUCUGAAGACCUGCUUUUUCUUUGAAUAUGUUUUCUGCUGAAACCUUCACUAUCACUAAGAUUUCCAACAGAAGGCGACUCUAGGACUGGCCUUGUAGUAGAAGCAGUGGCUGGAUAUCUGGUCUUCCCUUGUCAGCAGUAGGAUGUUCCCAGAGCUUAGGAAUAGAAAGGAGAACUGCAGACUGUCUGGCACUGUAGGGGAAUAGGGGAACCCAGUAAUGGAUGGAUAAUAAGCCAAGUUUUGAAUCAUUCCUAUCAAGAUUAGUGUAUAUUAGGAAGAGAGGUGGCAUGCGGGAAAGGGGCUCUGGGAGUUCAGAGCUGAGUGCUUGUACCUGAGGGGAGGGGCCCCAGCAGAUCUGGGCUGAUCCUUCUACAUUCUUGGUCCCAGUUGGUUAUAACACCAAGGGCUUUGCUCUGCACUGCUUUGCCACUGCUGCUGUCUGCUCACUGUCCUGUCUGCUGCCCUCUGUAGCUCCUGUCCUUCCAUGUCUUUGGCCAUGUAGGUUAAGACCAGGCGUCUGUUUCAUUCUUACCUGUGUUCUGACAUGUUAUUUUAUUGCAAAGUCAUGUUGAAUAGGGAUGGUAUGAAAUGCUGCUGGUGGGUUGGUGAAUCCAAAGGGAUAUGGCUUCUCAGUGCUGUUGGGAGCCCUUUGGCUCCAAAUGUCUGACUAUCUUGAGGGAGAAACAAGCAGGUUUCUACUAGUGGGUGUCUUCUGUUGUAUUAACUUCUUUCCUCUGUGGUUUCUUGUAUCCUGUUUUAAAAACGAAAUGAAGGGAACCACAUUAGGGCCCAUGCCAGCAUCCCAUUGUAGUUCCUCCAGCUCCAGUUAGGUGAAUUCUGGAGUUUGGAGAGGAUUUAAAGUUUGGCUGAAAUAGCCCCUCAAGUGGGGUUUAGUUUUCUUUUUACCAGUGGGCAUCAUGGGCGAUUUAGAGGGAAGUACAGGAUGGUGGUGUGAUUUGAACCUGCAGCAAGCAGGCAUACUGGAGUGGAGUGAUCCCUCUGGAGAUGAAGGGUGGACAUGGAUUGACUGGGAAAAGGCCUGGGUCCACUGGAGUAAAGAUAAUCUGAUUGAUUGAAUUGGCCAUGGGAGGUUAGGUCACAGUCUUAUUAAAAAAAGUAAAUAGGACAGAGACUAAGUUUUAGGGAGACAACUUGGCCUCCUAGGCUAAGUUUACUAAAUGACAGUGAAGCUACAGUACCUUCCAGUUGGGAAAAAGUGUACACUACAGUUGAAGAGCUGAACCUUAUUAGGUUGGAUGUUGAUCAGGAACCUGUUUGCCCUUUGCUGGGAAGCCUUCACCCUCCAGCUUCCCUGGGGUAGGGAAGGUCUCCCACAUUAUGCAAUAAUAAAAUAAGCAUCUGGGUCUUUGCAGCUGUCAGUUGCUCUUUCAACUCUAGGAUCCAUCUUUGGACCAGAAGCCUGGUCUGGGCCUAGGAUGACAUUGGCCCCAGAGAUGCUAGAGUCAACUGCACUCUCUCCUUAGCUGCAGACUAUGCACAGUGCCUGGGGCGGAAGGAGGAGAGGUGUCGAGGUUUGCCCUGCUGCCUCCCCAGCAGGAACAAUAGUCAUAAAUGCACUUUUCACACUAAAGGUUUCUUUAUUAGUUCUCCUGUUAAAUCUAGAUCCCUCCCUGGUAGAUUGCAAACUCAAAGUCUUUGUGAUCCCAAAGCCAUUCCACUGCAAAUGCCGAGCAGUGAAGAUGGCCUCAAAUUGGGUUCCUGCCUGCAGUGUGUGUGUGGCAGCAGCCCAUGUGCCUUUACCUAUUGUAAAACUUGCAAGCAUUUAUUUGUCUUUAUGACUGUCAUGGGGACUGAGGUUCUUCAGAGAGAGAGAGAGAGAUAGAGAGAGAGCGAGCGAGAGUGAGCUGAUGACACAGUGGUUUUACACCCACCCCCGGACAGGGAGUUUGCACGUAGUUGUGAGCUGUGAGUGGUUAGUGUGUUGCUGGUAUUGCCGAAGGCAGGGUUGAUCCCUCACUUGCUUGAUACUUGCAACUUGCAUUCAAGAGAAUCUAGAUUGUGUUGGGGAAGGGACUGACUGUACUCAUGGCUAACUUGAAGUAUUAAAAUAAGGCUAUCCCCUACAACCUUCUUAGUCACACAGGAUCCCUGUAGCCAAAACAGUAUAUGAUCCAGCUGCAGAGAGCAGACUGCUCUCAGCUUGCACAGCACCUUAGGUGAGGGAAGAAUAUAUGGAUAGGGAAUGGGGUGGAGAAAGAAAGAUGAGAAUGUUGUCAUCCAGGUGGCUUUAGGGUCCUAAGGAGUGGAGGAGGAUGGCACUGGGGAGGUCUGGAUGGAUCUGGUAGGAGUUCCCUGUAGAUAAAUACUGAUCCCCCAUCUACUAUCCCCAGUAUGUAAUGGCUGAAUUAAUAUGUAAUCAACUGCAUUGUAUCUAAAGCCUUAGAACUAGUCAGGUGCUCCCUCCACCCAAUACCAUUUCUUACCCUCUAAUCCUACCUGAUCUUUAACAAAGCAUUAAUAAUUCUAAGGAUAAUCUCUAUUUUGUUGUGCUUUUUUGUAACUGUUUUAAAUAAAUCAAUUUGUACUGUAUAUUUGUACUUUUGUGAGAUCCUUUUUGCUGUUUUACCAUUUUAAGUCUCUGUACUUGGCUACACACAGAUUGUAUUUUUAUUGUUAAUGCUCUUCUUAUGGAUACCUGCAUUUAACUUGUGGACUAUGUAAACACAAUUAUCUAUCAAUAUCUAUAUAUCUAUAUAUCUAUCUAUAUAAACUACUAGCUUUUC
This is a messenger RNA of Callithrix jacchus (white-tufted-ear marmoset), 8601 nucleotides long. RefSeq names its product ataxin 1 like (gene ATXN1L). Gene Ontology annotation, cellular component: nucleus. Gene Ontology annotation, biological process: regulation of DNA-templated transcription; anatomical structure development. Lineage: Eukaryota; Metazoa; Chordata; Mammalia; Primates; Cebidae. The record is from RefSeq and is a predicted model, not a curated record. Gene Ontology annotation, molecular function: RNA binding; protein binding.